UAACCCCCACCUCCUCUAAGCUUCCGACGCCGUAAAUGAAUGGCGCCUACUUGAAUCCAAGUACUAUUGAGCUUUUAACCAAGUGAAAAUUUUUAAUUUUUUUAAAAUUUAGAUAAACAGACUGAUAAAUAUUACCUAAAUAUAAUUCAAAGCAUGACCCGAAAUUCAAACCGUCUUGACUUGAAGAAAAUUAGUUCCGAGCUUAUGAGUCUCACAUAUGGAUCUAUGGUAUCAAAGAUUUUGCGAGACUAUGAUAACACUGAUGAAGUUAAUAAACAACUCGAACGAAUUGGGUACAAUAUGGGAAUUCGUCUAAUUGAAGAUUUUCUUUCGCGCACUAUGUCCUCACGUUGCUUGGAUAUUCGUGAGACUGCAGAAAAAAUUCAACUUGCAUUCCGAAUGUACCUAUCGAUUCAACCAUCUCUUUUGAAUUGGGCAUCUACUGGUGAUGAAUUUUCUCUUAUGUUUGAACAGAAUCCACUGGCAGAAUUCGUUGAGUUACCGCAAGAUUUAACAAAUUUAAAGUAUUCUAAUGUAAUAUGCGGAUGUAUUAGAGGCGCUCUGGAAAUGGUUCAAUUAGAUGUUCAGUGUUGGUUUGUACAAGAUCAAUUAAAAGGUGACAGUAUAACUGAACUAAGGGUAAAGUGUUUGAGAAGGUUGGAAGAUCAAGUGCCAGCCGGAGAAGAUUGAGUAAAAAUAUCAAUUUAAGUUCAUGAUGAAACCGAUGUGCGCAAUACAUUUUGAACUUGAUUUAAAUAAAUUAGAUAAACUAAAAUA
Molecule: messenger RNA, 777 nt
Organism: Culicoides brevitarsis
Lineage: Eukaryota; Metazoa; Arthropoda; Insecta; Diptera; Ceratopogonidae
Gene: Bet3
Product: trafficking protein particle complex subunit 3
Exons: 2
Coding region: 154-690 (178 amino acids)
Biological process (GO): intra-Golgi vesicle-mediated transport; endoplasmic reticulum to Golgi vesicle-mediated transport
Cellular component (GO): TRAPP complex; cis-Golgi network membrane; cytosol
Source: RefSeq, a predicted model, not a curated record